Rangifer tarandus platyrhynchus (Svalbard reindeer) is the source of this 450-nucleotide messenger RNA. The record is from the annotation of a GenBank genome assembly. Lineage: Eukaryota; Metazoa; Chordata; Mammalia; Artiodactyla; Cervidae.
AUGAAUGGCCGAAAGGUGGGUAUACGUGCUGAGAGCAGGAGAAAACGGGGCAGAGAAAUGAAUCUGGAGACGGUCACGAAAGUCCGGAAUAGCCAAGGAGAGGACAGGGAGAAGCAGCGGCCUGGCUGCAGGGAGAACGGCUCCGGCAAAGAGCGGGCGCGAUCGCAGCGUUUGUGCAAGCUGCUGGCUUCUGCGCCCUCGGAGCGCGGGAACCGGGACCGCCCGCUUAGCUUUACCCCAGGCCGCUCACACAGAAUGCUCCACGUUAGACCGGAAGCGAGUAAGGGCUGUGUGCUCUCCCUUGACUUCUUUGGAAAGCAGGCUAAGGGGCAGCCGGUCGCUAUAGUCACUACGGUGAGUCUGGGUCUUUGCAGCCCCGAGGACCGCAGCACGCCAGGCUCCGCUGUCCUGCAGUGUCUCCCAGAGCACGUUCAAAUUCACGUCCAUUGA